AUGUCCAGCCCCGGAGUCGACGGCGACCCCAAGCCCCCAUGCCUGCCUCGAAACGGCCUGGUGAAGUUGCCGGGCCAGCCCAACGGUCUGGGUGCGGCCAGUAUCACCAAGGGUACACCCGCCGCCAGGAACCGCCCCUGCCCACCACUGCCCCCACCCACUCUCCCACCGCCCAGCCUGGCUGCCCCGCUGCCCCGGGCUGCCUUGGCUGGGGGCCUGUGCCCCCCAGCAGGGAUCCCCCUCGGUGGACCGGCCUCAGCCCCUGCACCUGGGCCCCCCGUGGAGCGGCCGCCACUGGCCACAGAUGAAAAGAUCCUCAAUGGCCUCUUCUGGUACUUCUCGGCCUGCGAGAAGUGCGUGCUGGCCCAGGUGUGCAAGACCUGGCGGCGCGUGCUCUACCAGCCCAAGUUCUGGGCGGGCCUCACGCCCGUGCUGCACGCCAAGGAGCUUUACAACGUGCUGCCCGGUGGUGAGAAGGAGUUCGUGAACCUGCAGGGCUUCGCAGCACGUGGCUUCGAAGGCUUCUGCCUGGUGGGCGUCUCCGACCUGGAUAUCUGUGAGUUCAUCGACAACUACGCCCUGUCCAAGAAGGGCGUCAAGGCCAUGAGCCUCAAGCGCUCCACCAUCACUGACGCGGGCUUGGAGGUGAUGCUGGAGCAGAUGCAGGGCGUGGUCCGCCUGGAGCUGUCCGGCUGCAACGACUUCACCGAGGCGGGGCUGUGGUCCAGCCUGAGCGCCCGCAUCACCUCGCUGAGCGUGAGUGACUGCAUCAACGUGGCGGACGACGCCAUCGCGGCCAUCUCGCAGCUGCUGCCCAACCUGGCCGAGCUGAGCUUGCAGGCCUACCACGUGACGGACACGGCGCUGGCCUACUUCACGGCGCGCCAGGGCCACAGCACCCACACGCUGCGCCUGCUCUCCUGCUGGGAGAUCACCAACCACGGCGUGGUCAACGUGGUGCACAGCCUGCCCAACCUCACGGCGCUGAGCCUCUCCGGCUGCUCGAAGGUCACGGAUGACGGCGUCGAGCUCGUGGCCGAGAACCUGCGCAAGCUGCGCAGCCUCGACCUCUCGUGGUGCCCGCGCAUCACCGACAUGGCGCUGGAGUAUGUGGCCUGCGACCUGCACCGGCUGGAGGAGCUGGUGCUGGACAGGUGUGUGCGCAUCACGGACACUGGCCUCAGCUACUUAUCUACCAUGUCGUCCCUCCGCAGCCUCUACCUGCGAUGGUGCUGCCAGGUGCAGGACUUCGGGCUGAAGCACCUCCUGGCCAUGAGGAGUUUGCGGCUCCUGUCUGUGGCAGGAUGCCCGCUGCUGACCACCACCGGGCUGUCGGGCCUGGUGCAGCUGCAGGAGCUGGAGGAGCUGGAGCUGACCAACUGCCCCGGGGCCACCCCCGAACUCUUCAAGUACUUCUCGCAGCACCUGCCCCGCUGCCUCGUCAUCGAGUAG
Messenger RNA from Pipistrellus nathusii (Nathusius's pipistrelle), 1452 nucleotides. The record is from the annotation of a GenBank genome assembly. Lineage: Eukaryota; Metazoa; Chordata; Mammalia; Chiroptera; Vespertilionidae.